AUGACGACCAUUAUCAUCGUCUCCACAAAUACACAGGUUAUCAUGUCUUCAUCCAGGAACAAGGGCAAGCGGCCUGCAACAGACCUUCAACGAAACCAGCAACACCGCCCACUGCGUUUUCUGAAGCCAAUAAUAAGGCCCCCAAGCUUCAAACUGGCCCUCCCGAUCGGUCCAUACAAACUCCUGAGCGGGGCCCCGUACAUGACCCUCAUGGUCCCUGACGGCAGGUGUAUCGGCCAUCGGUGCUUCUGGGAACAACAGCAAAAUGGCAGCAUCACAUUGACCCGUGGUUGGCCAGAGUUCUGCCGGACAUACCAAAUUAAUUUAGACUCCAUACUUCUUUUCAAGCACAAGGGGAACUCUGAAUUCCAAGUGCGUAUCUUUGACUUCGGUGGACGCGAAAACACGUACUGCACCCGACCGUCAAAGGAGCCUCCGUACGAAGCAAAAGGUACUUACCGGCGUGCCCGCUGUAUCAACAAUCCUUCCUCACACAAGGCGAAAGCGAUAGCCCAGACGCACAAGACCAAAUGGCCAUUCUUUGUCAUGGACCUCACUAACUGCGUCUUGCACUCCCACCUGUUGCUAAAUGUCCCUCAUCUGAGCCAUUUCACUGGUCAGAGACACACGCUCUUCCUAUCACACGGACACAUUGAGGUCGAGGCAACCUACACCAGAUUUAGUGGCAAGCGAGACGGUAGCUUCAGGGUCAUCUCCGGAGGUUGGGAAGACUUUGUUAGACUGUGCAAAUUCGAGCCCGGAGGUGUGGGGAUCUUCGAGGUCAUGUCAACUGAGCCAGUCACAGUACUGCAGGUCCGAUGUCGCAACGAUGCUGCAAGCUCCUGA
Molecule: messenger RNA, 846 nt
Organism: Arachis ipaensis
Lineage: Eukaryota; Viridiplantae; Streptophyta; Magnoliopsida; Fabales; Fabaceae
Source: RefSeq, a predicted model, not a curated record